Messenger RNA from Chrysochloris asiatica (Cape golden mole), 1796 nucleotides. RefSeq names its product glycogenin 1 (gene GYG1). Gene Ontology annotation, molecular function: glycosyltransferase activity. The transcript has 8 exons. The record is from RefSeq and is a predicted model, not a curated record. Lineage: Eukaryota; Metazoa; Chordata; Mammalia; Afrosoricida; Chrysochloridae. Gene Ontology annotation, cellular component: cytoplasm. The coding region runs from base 64 to 1116 and encodes 350 amino acids.
GUGCCCGGCAGCUCGGAGUCACCAACCUGCGGCUGCGGCGGACGCCCAAGCCCCGGCAGCAACAUGACAGAUCAGGCCUUUGUGACACUGACCACAAACGAUACGUACGCCAAAGGAGCCCUCGUCCUGGGCUCGUCUCUGAAACAGCACAGGACCACCAGGAGGCUGGCUGUGCUCACCACCCCACAGGUCUCGGAAUCCAUGAGAAAAGUUUUAGAGAUAGUCUUUGAUGAGGUCAUCACGGUAGACGUCCUGGACAGUGGUGAUUCUGCUCAUCUAACUUUAAUGAAGAGGCCUGAGUUGGGUGUCACGUUAACGAAACUGCACUGCUGGUCGCUUACACAGUAUUCAAAAUGUGUGUUCAUGGAUGCAGAUACUUUGGUCCUAGCAAAUAUUGAUGAUCUUUUUGAGAGAGAAGAAUUUUCAGCAGCACCAGACCCAGGGUGGCCUGACUGCUUCAAUUCUGGAGUCUUUGUUUAUCAACCUUCAGUUGAAACAUACAAUCAGCUAUUGCAUAUGGCUUCUGAGAAAGGUAGUUUUGAUGGUGGGGACCAGGGUUUACUGAACACAUUUUUUAGCAGCUGGGCCACAACAGAUAUCAGAAAACACCUGCCAUUUAUUUAUAAUCUAAGCAGCAUUUCUAUAUACUCCUACCUCCCAGCAUUUAAAGCGUUUGGUGCAAAUGCCAAAGUUGUACAUUUCCUGGGACAAGUCAAACCAUGGAAUUAUACUUAUGAACCCAAAACAAGAAGUGUGGAAAGUGAUGCCCAUGACCCAACCAUGAUUCAUCCUGAGUUCCUCAACACAUGGUGGGACAUCUUCACCACCAACAUUUUACCUCUGCUGCAACAAUUUGGCCUUGUCAAAGACACCUUCUCAUGCCCAAAUGUGCUUUCAGACUUGGUCUAUACACUGGCUUUCUCUUGUGGCUUCUGUAGAAAGGAAGAGGUUUCAGGAGCCAUGUCACACCUGUCCCUUGGGGUGAUCCCAGCUGUGGCAGAACCUUUUGUAUCCUCAGAAGAGCGGAAGGAGCGGUGGGAACAGGGCCAAGCUGAUUACAUGGGAGCAGAUUCCUUUGACAACAUCAAGAAGAAACUUGACACGUACCUCCAGUAGAAAUACUGCCAUUUUCCUGUGAACACUUCUCCUUCACAGGCACUUCUUUCUGAUACUUAAUAUCUAGACCUGGGUUGAGAAAGGCCUGUUACAGUUGCUAGAGGCUUUCACUAACACUCAUCAGAUGAAGGGUUUUUGCAGGACGGCAGGGGGGAACUGGGCAAAAGUGUGAAAGCAACUCCGUUAUGUGGACAGUGUUCUGCUUUUUAAAUGUAGGUGUAUUCAGUUAAUGGUUCAGAAGUUCUCAGUGCUGAUUGCCAAUCUGUGUGAUAAGGGAAACUCAGCAUUACGCUUUAAGAAGGCCAUAUCAAGCUUUAAAAUAUGCAGAGCCAGACUCCAAAUCUAUCUCUCUUCAGAAUGGAGAUGUGGCAUCUGUCUCUUGCUUGCUCAUUGUACCCACUAGGCCUGCAUUUUUAAAUUGCCCAGAGCCAGCCAGAGUGAUUGUAAUUCUGCUUUCAGGAAAAGGCAGCGUAUUACACUGCUGAGUGAUUCAUAAACAUACCAACAAACAGAAUUAACCCAUUUCAUUUCUUAGUCUUAGAGUCUGAAGACGUUCACCAGUUUUCUCUGUACAGCAAGGCCGCAUGCUAAAAUGCUUUUGUUCAGUUCUGUAUUAUAGCAGUGUGUUCUCUGAAUAGUUACCCGCAGUGGAACCAUAUAUGAAAAAUAAAGACAUAUUG